This is a messenger RNA of Lagopus muta (rock ptarmigan), 3233 nucleotides long. RefSeq names its product kinesin family member 2A (gene KIF2A). NCBI's taxonomy places the organism in Eukaryota, Metazoa, Chordata, Aves, Galliformes, Phasianidae. The transcript is spliced from 21 exons. Gene Ontology annotation, molecular function: microtubule binding; microtubule motor activity; ATP binding. The coding region runs from base 155 to 2389 and encodes 744 amino acids. Gene Ontology annotation, biological process: microtubule-based movement. The record is from RefSeq and is a predicted model, not a curated record.
CUCCCCCCCCUCUUCCCCCUCCCCGACCCUCCCUCCCUGCUCCCCCGCCGCUCUCCCAGAGCCGCCGCGGUCGCUCUCCCGCCGCUGCUGCGCGCGCCUUGCCCGCGCGCCCGCUCGGCAGCGUCUCCGCUCUCCUCGGCUACCCCAUGAAGCGAUGGCAGCGGCCAACUUCGGCAAGAUCCAGAUUGGGAUCUACGUGGAGAUCAAACGCAGCGAUGGCCGAAUUCAUCAAGCUAUGGUAACAUCCCUGAAUGAAGAUAAUGAAAGUGUAACUGUUGAGUGGAUUGAAAAUGGGGAUACUAAGGGCAAAGAGAUUGACUUGGAGAGCAUAUUUUCACUUAAUCCAGAUCUUGCACCUGAUGAAGAUAUUGAACCUAACACAGAGACACAGCCUCUACCUGCUCCAUCAGCCAAAGUAAACAAAAUAGUUAAGGGUCGACGGACUGUGGCACCUGUUAAGAAUGAUGCUCCUGCCAGAGAUAAUAGAGUGGCUGGUUCUGCACGUGCACGGCCCACUCAGCUUCCUGAACAGUCAUCUUCCUCACAACAGAAUGGUACUGUUUCAGAUAUAUCUCCAGUUCAAGCUGCAAAAAAGGAAUUUGGACCCCCUUCACGUAGAAAAUCUAACUGUGUGAAGGAGGUUGAAAAAUUGCAAGAGAAACGUGAAAAAAGAAGGCUACAGCAGCAGGAACUUAGAGAAAAAAGAGCUCAGGAUGUUGAUGCUACAAACCCCAACUAUGAAAUUAUGUGUAUGAUAAGAGAUUUCCGGGGGAAUUUGGAUUAUAGACCACUGACAACUGCUGAUCCUAUUGAUGAGCACAGGAUAUGUGUUUGUGUGCGAAAACGACCACUCAACAGAAAAGAAACUUUAAUGAAAGACCUUGAUGUAAUAACAAUUCCUAGCAAAGACGUUGUGAUGGUACACGAGCCAAAACAAAAGGUGGAUUUAACAAGGUACCUAGAAAACCAAACUUUCCGUUUUGAUUAUGCCUUUGAUGAAACGGCUCCGAAUGAAAUGGUUUACAGGUUUACAGCUCGACCAUUAGUAGAGACCAUAUUUGAAAGGGGAAUGGCCACUUGUUUUGCAUAUGGGCAAACAGGCAGUGGAAAAACCCAUACUAUGGGUGGUGACUUUUCAGGAAAGAACCAAGAUUGUUCAAAAGGAAUAUAUGCACUUGCAGCUCGAGACGUCUUUUUAAUGCUAAAGAAACCAAACUAUAAGAAGCUAGAACUUCAAGUAUAUGCAACAUUUUUUGAGAUCUACAGUGGUAAGGUUUUUGACUUGUUGAACAGGAAGACAAAAUUAAGAGUGUUAGAAGAUGGUAAACAGCAAGUCCAGGUGGUGGGAUUACAGGAACGAGAAGUCAAAUGUGUUGAAGAUGUUCUUAAGCUUAUUGAAAUAGGCAACAGCUGCAGGACAUCUGGUCAGACAUCUGCAAAUGCACACUCAUCUCGAAGCCAUGCAGUGUUUCAGAUCAUUCUCCGAAGGAAAGGGAAAUUGCAUGGUAAAUUUUCUUUGAUAGAUUUGGCUGGAAAUGAAAGAGGAGCUGAUACUUCCAGUGCAGACAGACAGACGCGGCUGGAAGGAGCUGAAAUUAACAAGAGCCUUUUAGCACUCAAGGAGUGCAUUAGAGCCUUAGGCCGAAAUAAACCUCAUACGCCAUUCAGAGCAAGUAAACUUACUCAGGUGCUAAGAGAUUCGUUCAUUGGAGAAAACUCCCGUACCUGUAUGAUCGCUACAAUUUCUCCAGGGAUGGCAUCAUGUGAAAACACUCUUAAUACUUUGAGAUACGCAAAUAGAGUAAAGGAAUUUGGAAUUAGUCCUUCGGACAUUCCCUUCUCACAGGGUAGUGGCAGUCGCUCUGAUCUCUCUCCUUCCUAUGAGUAUGACGACUUUUCUCCUUCAAUCACCAGGGUGAAAGAGCUAACCAUUGAUCCAAGUGCUGCAGGGGAUAUCCGUCCCAUUAUACACCAUGCUCCCAGUCAGAUUGAUGACUUGGACACACAGUGGGGAGUGGGGAGCUCUCCUCAGAGAGAUGAUCUUAAACUGCUUUGUGAACAAAAUGAAGAGGAAGUUUCUCCACAGUUGUUUACUUUCCAUGAAGCUGUGUCACAAAUGGUGGAAAUGGAAGAGCAAGUAGUAGAAGACCACAGGACUGUCUUCCAGGAAUCUAUUAGAUGGCUGGAAGAUGAAAAAGCACUUCUUGAGAUGACGGAAGAAGUGGACUAUGAUGUGGAUUCUUACGCUACCCAACUUGAAGCAAUUCUGGAUCAAAAGAUUGAUAUUCUGACUGAACUUAGAGAUAAAGUGAAAUCUUUCCGAGCAGCUCUCCAAGAGGAGGAACAGGCCAGUAAACAGAUCAACCCAAAAAGACCACGUGCCGUUUGAAAGAGGCCUUUGCUGCUGAAGGAACCCACGAACCCAUACUGCUGUAGCACACAUUUGUUACAAAACCCAGUGGCCCUAAGAACUCAACUACUUGAAAGUGUAAAAGCGUUAGAAAUGUCUGUGGAAAUGUCCUGUUUCUUAUUCACCUGAGUGACAUUUUCGAUUUUGUGUGAAAUGCUCCUAUGAUGUCUACAAAAUGCUUCUAGACCAGACAGCACAACCAUGCAGGGUUUAGAUCUGUGAAGCACUUUGUUUAAAAUAUUUCAUUUAUUCAAAUUGUGAAUUUUAUGUUGGGAAAUAUUUGCCAUGUUUUUAACAAUGAAGUAAAACUGUGGCUAUUAAAAAAUCACAGUAUUUCCAUAUUACUAUGUUCGGGUUUGUUACAGAGAUCAGCUGUGUAGUUUUAAAUUGUGUUUGCUUGCAUGCUCACCUCACUAGUGGUUGUACAUAACUUCUCUUCUGCAGAUAGCUGUGCUUACCACUUCCUGUUCUGUGCCUUGAUGAAGGCUCCUUAACCCUAAACAUCCCCCUUCUGAAGCACAGCUUUAAGCAACAUUCCUUAUUUUGUCAAUAUAAAUUGCUUUUAGUGUAUGUACAUUUUUAAUGUCUUUUGAAACUUUUUUUUGGUGAGUAGUUCAUUCAUUUCACAGAAUGUGCCAUAUCAUUUGAACAGGAACUGUAAGAGCUGUUAGAGUGGACGAACAGCUGGACAUUCCAUCCUCCUUGUAAAAAUAUGGAUUCUAGAUUUAUCCGAAAACCAUGAAGAAUGGUUAUAUAACACUUUUCUCAGUUAAAAAAAAAAAAAGAAAAAAAGAAAAAAAAAGAAAAAAAAUAUAAAUUAGUU